This is a messenger RNA of Mustela lutreola (European mink), 357 nucleotides long. Its product is annotated as probable protein BRICK1. The coding region runs from base 12 to 239 and encodes 75 amino acids. Gene Ontology annotation, cellular component: SCAR complex. The record is from RefSeq and is a predicted model, not a curated record. Gene Ontology annotation, biological process: regulation of actin polymerization or depolymerization; actin filament organization; cell motility. Gene Ontology annotation, molecular function: protein-containing complex binding. NCBI's taxonomy places the organism in Eukaryota, Metazoa, Chordata, Mammalia, Carnivora, Mustelidae. The transcript has a single exon.
CGGCGGCAACCAUGGCAGGUCAAGAGGAUCCAGUGCAGCGGGAGAUUCACCAGGACUGGGCGAACCGAGAAUACAUUGAGGUCAUCACCAGCAGCAUCAAGAAAAUCGCGGACUUUCUCAACUCAUUCGAUAUGUCUUGUCGUUCAAGACUUGCAACACUAAACGAAAAAUUGACAGCCCUCGAACGGAGAAUAGAGUACAUUGAAGCGCGGGUGACAAAAGGUGAGACCCUCACCUAGAGCUAUGCCAUGCUGCUGCUGGGAAGUUGCUUCAUGGAACACAGGCCGAUGUGGGAAAGGCCCCAGCAGCCUCAGCUCCUUCCUCUCUCCUUAAAGAGCAACAGGGCUUAUUCUUGUU